AUGGCAUCCAACGCUCCAUCUUCAUGCUGUGCCUCUGGCUUCAAGCACGAGGGUACCCCCGUCGGCAAGCUCGAGACCAUUGACGGUGUCAACACCUACAUUGGAACUCCCUCGGCAAACAAGAAAACUGACAAGGCUGUUCUUUUCCUCUCCGACAUUUUCGGCCUCUUCAACAACAACAAGCUCCUCGUUGACGAGUACGCUAACAAUGGCUACCUGACUGUUCUCCCUGAUCUGUUCCGGGAGGGUCAGCUUAGCACCGAUGAUAUGGAUAAUGGCAGAAUCAACAUUCCGGAAUGGAUCAAGGACUACCAGCCUGAUAACGUUGACCCUAUCGUUGCCAAGACUAUCAAGUACAUGCGCGAGACCCUCGGCGUGAAGAAGAUUGCUGCCGUUGGCUACUGCUUCGGUGCCCGGUACGUUAGCCGUUUCUUGAAGGACGGUCAGAUCGACGUCGGUUACCACGCUCACCCCUCCGGUACCACCCACGAGGACCUGGCUGCCAUCCAGGGUCCCCUCUCUAUCUGCGCCGCUGAGGUCGACCCCGUCUUCACUACCCAGCUCCGUCACGAGUCCGAGGCCACUUUGGCUAAGACUGGCCAGGCCUGGCAAAUCAACCUCCUCAGUGGUGUUGUCCAUGGCUUUGCUGUCCGUGGUGACCCCAAGGACCCCCACCAGAAGUGGGCCAAGGAGCAGGCUUUCUGCCAGGCUAUUGCUUGGUUUGAGCGCUACCUGUAA
Molecule: messenger RNA, 738 nt
Organism: Penicillium angulare
Lineage: Eukaryota; Fungi; Ascomycota; Eurotiomycetes; Eurotiales; Aspergillaceae
Product: dienelactone hydrolase family protein
Exons: 4
Coding region: 1-738 (245 amino acids)
Molecular function (GO): hydrolase activity
Source: RefSeq, a predicted model, not a curated record